CAGCUCCUCCAGUCUAGCCCAACCUCUGUCCUCGCCGGUAUAUACGUCUAGCAGAUACAUAUCCUCCUCCUAGACACUUAUACAUCGCCUUGAGACAAGGGAAUGCGAGGUUUAGAUUCGUCUUCGCAAAAUAUGUGCAUAAAUUCUGCAAAAUGAGAACAAACCUCCUCAAAGUAAUUCAGUAAUGGUGAAGCCCGAGGAAGAAGAGGAGAGAGUGAAAUUAUUAGAAUCUCCUGAACCUGAUCUUUAUCUUCAGCAUAACCUAGAGAAGGGGAAACCAUUCCUCAGUCCUGAUAUUAAAGAUAGAUUUAGUUCAAGAUUCAACCGAACCCACGCCGCCAGCGGUUUAUCCGAUAGAGGAGCUAGAAGGAAUCGAACCUAUACCGCCAGGGGAUUAUCAGAUCAGAGGACCGGGGGGAUGAGUUCGGACGAAAACAGUUCUCCUGAAUCCUCUUUGAAGGUUGUUCGAGAUAUAUUAGUAGAACUGGAGAAAAUGGAAGGAGAUCAAGAUGAUAUUGAAAAGGAAGGAGAAGAGGAGAAGGAGGAGAGGAAAGAGGAGGAGGAGAAGGUAGAGGAAAAGGAGUCCAAUUCAGACACACAAAGGAGUACCAGACUACCUGGUUGCUUGAUUGUUGAUGUACACCUGGAGAAGGGGGAAGGAGGAGUGUCCAAACCUAAUCUUCAACCUUUAGAUAGGUUUCCAAGAUGUUACUCGGAGUCCAGGGGAGCCUUUGACCGACAGCAGUUCAGGAAUCUAGACAAAAUAGAGACAAUCGGUGAGGAGAGACUGAGGCAUAUGUCGGAGGGAGCAAAGCGAGGGCGUAGUUUAUCCCGAGGAAGUGGAGGUUUGAGUGGGCGGGGCGGAAGUGGAGGCUGGGGGCUCAGGGGUAAGGGUGGAGUAGGUGUAUGGGAGGGCAGGGGCGUAUUUGGCAGUGAAUAUAUGAACCCUGAGAGAAAAUAUGAGAUUUCUGAAGGUUACUCUCAUCAUCUCUCCAACUCGUCUCUGGGGUAAGGAAUAUCAAGAUUCACAAAUACAGCUGGUGCUUCGUGAAAAUGAAAAUUGAGAGAAAGUUUAAGAAUCGUCUGUGAUAUUUGUAAUAAUUUGCGGCAUUCACUCGUCAACAUGCUUUACAAAUAGGAUACAGCUGAACAUAAAUCACUAAAUGCCCCUAGUCUUGGGAUUUCAAAAAUUUGGUCGGACUUUCUGUGUUUU
Molecule: messenger RNA, 1213 nt
Organism: Eurytemora carolleeae
Lineage: Eukaryota; Metazoa; Arthropoda; Copepoda; Calanoida; Temoridae
Exons: 6
Coding region: 185-1012 (275 amino acids)
Source: RefSeq, a predicted model, not a curated record